Messenger RNA from Drosophila innubila, 2498 nucleotides. RefSeq names its product polyubiquitin-C. Gene Ontology annotation, cellular component: nucleus; cytoplasm. The record is from RefSeq and is a predicted model, not a curated record. Lineage: Eukaryota; Metazoa; Arthropoda; Insecta; Diptera; Drosophilidae. Gene Ontology annotation, biological process: modification-dependent protein catabolic process; protein ubiquitination. Gene Ontology annotation, molecular function: ubiquitin protein ligase binding; protein tag activity.
CACAAAGUAAUCAGGCAAUAUAAUCGUGAAGAGACGCAAGUGAGAAAGUUCAACAGCAGCAAACUACAAAUAAUAAUCAAAAGCAUUUAUAAAAGUUCUUUGGGUGUGAAAGUUAAAGAAAAGUGAAUAAAAUAAAUAAUAACUAGAGAUCAAAGAAAAUAAUUCAAAAUGCAGAUCUUUGUGAAGACAUUGACUGGAAAGACUAUCACCUUGGAAGUGGAGCCUUCUGAUACCAUUGAGAAUGUGAAAGCCAAGAUCCAAGACAAGGAGGGAAUCCCUCCAGAUCAGCAGCGUCUGAUCUUCGCCGGCAAGCAGCUGGAGGAUGGCCGUACCCUAUCGGACUACAACAUCCAGAAGGAGUCGACCCUUCACUUGGUCCUCCGUCUCCGUGGUGGUAUGCAGAUCUUCGUGAAGACCCUGACAGGAAAGACCAUCACCUUGGAGGUGGAGCCUUCUGAUACCAUUGAAAACGUCAAGGCCAAGAUUCAGGACAAGGAGGGAAUCCCUCCAGAUCAGCAGCGUCUGAUCUUCGCCGGCAAGCAGCUGGAGGAUGGCCGUACCCUUUCGGACUACAACAUCCAGAAGGAGUCGACCCUUCACUUGGUCCUGCGUCUCCGUGGUGGUAUGCAGAUCUUCGUGAAGACCCUGACAGGAAAGACCAUCACCCUGGAAGUGGAGCCUUCUGAUACCAUUGAGAACGUCAAGGCUAAGAUCCAAGACAAGGAGGGAAUCCCUCCAGAUCAGCAGCGUCUGAUCUUCGCCGGCAAGCAGCUGGAGGAUGGCCGCACUCUCUCCGAUUACAACAUCCAGAAGGAGUCGACCCUUCACUUGGUCCUCCGUCUUCGUGGUGGUAUGCAGAUCUUUGUGAAGACCCUGACAGGAAAGACCAUCACCCUGGAAGUGGAGCCCAGCGAUACCAUUGAGAACGUCAAGGCUAAGAUCCAAGACAAGGAGGGAAUCCCUCCAGAUCAGCAGCGUCUGAUCUUCGCCGGCAAGCAGCUGGAGGAUGGCCGUACCCUUUCGGACUACAACAUCCAGAAGGAGUCGACCCUUCACUUGGUCCUGCGUCUCCGUGGUGGUAUGCAGAUCUUUGUGAAGACCCUGACAGGAAAGACCAUCACCUUGGAGGUGGAGCCUUCUGAUACCAUUGAAAACGUCAAGGCCAAGAUUCAGGAUAAGGAGGGAAUCCCUCCAGAUCAGCAGCGUCUGAUCUUCGCCGGCAAGCAGCUGGAGGAUGGCCGUACCCUUUCGGACUACAACAUCCAGAAGGAGUCGACCCUUCACUUGGUCCUCCGUCUCCGUGGUGGUAUGCAGAUCUUCGUGAAGACCCUGACAGGAAAGACCAUCACCUUGGAAGUGGAGCCUUCUGAUACCAUUGAGAACGUCAAGGCUAAGAUUCAGGAUAAGGAGGGAAUCCCUCCAGAUCAGCAGCGUCUGAUCUUCGCCGGCAAGCAGCUGGAGGAUGGCCGCACUCUCUCUGAUUACAACAUCCAGAAGGAGUCCACUCUUCACUUGGUCCUGCGUCUCCGUGGUGGUAUGCAGAUCUUCGUGAAGACCCUGACAGGAAAGACCAUCACCUUGGAAGUGGAGCCUUCUGAUACCAUUGAGAACGUCAAGGCUAAGAUCCAAGACAAGGAGGGAAUCCCUCCAGAUCAGCAGCGUCUUAUCUUCGCCGGCAAGCAGCUGGAGGAUGGCCGUACUCUCUCUGAUUACAACAUCCAGAAGGAGUCGACCCUUCACUUGGUCCUCCGUCUCCGUGGUGGUAUGCAGAUCUUCGUGAAGACCCUGACAGGAAAGACCAUCACCUUGGAAGUGGAGCCUUCUGAUACCAUUGAGAACGUCAAGGCUAAGAUCCAAGACAAGGAGGGAAUCCCUCCAGAUCAGCAGCGUCUGAUCUUCGCCGGCAAGCAGCUGGAGGAUGGCCGUACUCUUGAUUACAACAUCCAGAAGGAGUCGACCCUUCACUUGGUCCUCCGUCUCCGUGGUGGUAUGCAGAUCUUUGUGAAGACCCUGACAGGAAAGACCAUCACCCUGGAGGUGGAGCCUUCUGAUACCAUUGAAAACGUCAAGGCCAAGAUUCAGGACAAGGAGGGAAUCCCUCCAGAUCAGCAGCGUCUGAUCUUCGCCGGCAAACAGCUGGAGGAUGGCCGCACUCUCUCUGAUUACAACAUCCAGAAGGAGUCCACUCUUCACUUGGUUCUGCGUCUCCGUGGUGGCUGCCAAGCUUAAUUUAAGUUUCACCCAAAAUAAAUGCAAGAUUUCAAUGAAUUUAAUCAAGUAUCACACACUUAAACAAUUGGCUACAAGUAUUGCACCAUUCCCUAUUUUUUCCAAAUUACACUUGAAACCGCAAAAGAAAUUCCAAAUUACAAGUUCAAGCAUUAAGCUGAAUCUAAAUAAAUAAAAUAUAUAACUGCUGUUUCUUCUGGCUUAAACAUUUGGCUUGCUUUUACCACAAAAAUAGAUUGACAAAAUAAAUAAAAUUGAUUAUAUUAAAA